GUUACCCCCUCUUUUUCAUUGGCCAUCUUUUAACAUGGAGUCAGUACAGACAUUCGGAAGAAAGAAAACCGCUACUGCCGUCGCUCACUGCAAGCGCGGAAAGGGUCUUAUCCGUGUUAACGGUUCCCCUCUUGACCUCCUCGAACCUGAGAUCAUGAAAUUCAAGGUCUAUGAAGUCGUCCUUCUCCUCGGCCAAGAGCGUUUCAGCAACAUUGACGUCCGCAUUCGCGUCAACGGUGGUGGUCACGUCUCCCAGAUCUACGCUAUCCGUCAAGCUCUUGCCAAGGCUGUCGUUGCCUUCAACCAGAAGUUCGUCGAUGAAGCCUCCAAGAAGGAAAUCAAGGAAAUCCUCGUUCAAUUCGACCGUACUCUCCUUGUUGCCGAUCCCCGUCGCUGCGAACCCAAGAAGUUCGGAGGUCCCGGUGCCCGUGCUCGUUACCAAAAGUCUUACCGUUAAGCGGUACCUUUAUUGGAUGGAUUUUUUUUUCCAAAACUUGGCUCUUAUAAUUGUUUGAUAUGACUCAAUAGAACAAGUCGUGUCUUGAAAAUCAUAUUGGACUGUCAA
Messenger RNA from Umbelopsis ramanniana AG, 565 nucleotides. RefSeq lists its product as uncharacterized. The coding region runs from base 35 to 457 and encodes 140 amino acids. Gene Ontology annotation, molecular function: RNA binding; structural constituent of ribosome. The transcript is spliced from 5 exons. Gene Ontology annotation, cellular component: cytosolic small ribosomal subunit; ribosome. Gene Ontology annotation, biological process: translation; maturation of SSU-rRNA from tricistronic rRNA transcript (SSU-rRNA, 5.8S rRNA, LSU-rRNA). NCBI's taxonomy places the organism in Eukaryota, Fungi, Mucoromycota, Umbelopsidomycetes, Umbelopsidales, Umbelopsidaceae. The record is from RefSeq and is a predicted model, not a curated record.